GAGUUUUACCCGCGGUGCAAAAAGUUUGGAUUCCUCUGUCCUAGAGGGCGCUAGUCAGAAGGAGGAAAUGACCUCUACUUUGUGUGAUGACGUCACAAGGAUCCACACUCAUUCACAUGAGGAGCAGAAUGAGAGCAGAGCUCUGAGAAUUCGCAAGGAUUUUCUUUUUACUUGCAGAGUGUCGAACAAAGUAACUUGUUGAGUCCCACAAAACAACCUGAGUUCAACAGAUAGCCGACAUGUCAGAAGAGACGAGCUCACAGGACGGGAACGGCAAAGUCAGCCGGGUCAUCARGAUCGGAACUCGCAAAAGCCAGCUGGCGCGCAUCCAGACUGACAGUGUUGCUGACAAGCUGAAGGAGCUCUACCCGGAUUUCCACCUGGAAAUAGUUGCCAUGUCAACAACAGGAGAUAUAAUCCUUGACAGAGCUUUAUCAAAGAUUGGUGAGAAGAGUUUAUUCACCAAAGAGUUGGAGAACGCCCUGGAGAGGAAUGAGGUCGACCUUGUCGUUCACUCGCUGAAGGAUCUUCCCACCAGCCUGCCUGCAGGGUUCACCAUCGGAGCUGUGCUGAAGAGGGAAAACCCCCAUGAUGCAGUGGUGCUCCAUCCAAGCAACACAGGAAAAACUCUGGACACUCUUCCAGAGAAAAGUGUUAUUGGCACGAGUUCAUUACGCCGCGCUGCCCAGCUGAAGAAGAGGUUUCCCCAUCUGGAGUUCAAGGACAUUCGUGGGAACCUGAACACGCGUCUGAAGAAGCUGGAUGAGAAGGACGAUUUUGCUGCCAUCAUCCUGGCUGCUGCCGGCCUGCAGAGGAUGGGCUGGGAGAACCGAAUCAGCAUGAUCCUGGAGCCUGAAGACUGUAUGUAUGCUGUUGGACAGGGGGCUUUGGCAGUGGAGGUCCGGGCCAGAGAUACAGACAUCCUGGAGAUGGUGUCUGUCCUCCAUGACCCUGACACUGUGCUGCGCUGCAUUGCUGAGAGAGCUUUCCUCAAACAACUGGAGGGCGGGUGUAGUGUUCCUGUGGCUGUGCACACCAAGGUGAAGGACUCCCAGCUCUACAUGACCGGUGCCGUGUACAGUCUAGAUGGAUCACAGAGCAUCAAAGAAACCAUGCAGACCAGCAUCGCUCCCGGCGAUGAGCAGAGCCUGGAGAGGGUGGACGAGCAGGUCCAGAGAGUGGGAGUCACAGCCAUGAAAGUCCCAGCUGAAGCCCAGGAUGCGGCUGAGCGGCUGGGCAUCAAACUGGCUGAUUUACUACUAAGCAAAGGAGCCAAGGAGAUCCUGACAGUGGCCCGGCAGCUCAAUGACGCCAGAUAAUCCCACCCCCUAAACCCCCCUCCCCCAGGCCUCCAAUGGAAGGGACUGUGUCUGUUCAGUCUAACGCAACCUUGUUUCAAGUAAAACCACAACCUCAGUCUUAUGUGGUGCUAAUUUAAAGCCCAGUCGAUUAAGAAACAGUGUUGUGCAGACACUACUUCAACCAAAGUUGCGCUCAGAACAUUAGUUUGUCAGGAGUCCCUUCUGUUUGUGGGUCUUGGUUUGGGUGCUAGCCUGUACUUACCUCAGUGAACCAUCUCCUUAACCACACACACAUCAGCCCACUGGGAUGAUCUGGGAGGAACACAAACGGCCUUCAGCCCCUGCAUCACCGACUGAAACGAGUCCAGGACGUGUCACCAUCAUCCAAGUGACACAGAAAGGAAGAUCUUAUCUGCACUGUUAUUAAAAACMAAAACGCAUUCCCUUUUUAAAGCUUUCAUAAUGCAUGUUCUGAAUGUGCAUGAUUUUCACGACAUGCAUCCUACCUCUAUAAGAGAUUAAAUGUAAGCUGGAAGGAAAUGUUGAGUCCAAUGCUGCCCGUACCAGAACUGGAGAGUGAGGCUGGGAUCUGCACAACUCUGCACUGAACCAGACAUUUUCGCGCUUGAAGCUGUAGCUUCAAAACCGUUCCUGCAGUUCAGUUUUCUGUUCUUUUCAAAUAGAGAUGUUUUAAGUUUUACUUACAAUGUGAAAAAUGUUUGCAUGAAUAGAAAAUGGCUGGCAAGAGCAGGUGAUUAGAACUGCGUUCGCACAAACAUUUGAAUAUGUGUGUCUGAAAUUACGUGUCUAUUUCAGCCUCACUGAGGUUCCUCUGAUGCGUGAGGCUCAGGCUGCUCUGAGGGUCUGGCGGGAUCAUAGCGAUGGUCUUUUCCCAUAAAUUUGAGACUAGAAUUCUUUCCUUAUCUAUCUGCUUUUUACAAAAACAUAAAGCAAAAAUUGUUA
Messenger RNA from Poecilia reticulata (guppy), 2264 nucleotides. RefSeq names its product porphobilinogen deaminase. The record is from RefSeq and is a predicted model, not a curated record. Gene Ontology annotation, biological process: heme biosynthetic process. Gene Ontology annotation, cellular component: cytoplasm. Lineage: Eukaryota; Metazoa; Chordata; Actinopteri; Cyprinodontiformes; Poeciliidae. Gene Ontology annotation, molecular function: hydroxymethylbilane synthase activity.